ACCUUCACCGCCUGGUGCAACUCGCACCUGAGCAAGGCGGGCACUGCCAUCGAGAACAUCGAGGAGGACUUUCGCAACGGCCUCAAGUUGAUGCUCCUCCUCGAGGUGAUCUCGGGGGAGACGCUGCCGAAGCCCGACCGGGGCAAGAUGCGCUUCCACAAGAUCGCCAACGUCAACAAGGCGCUGGACUUUAUCGCCAGCAAGGGCGUCAAGUUGGUCUCCAUCGGCGCCGAGGAGAUCGUCGACGGCAACACCAAGAUGACACUGGGCCUCAUCUGGACGAUCAUCCUCCGCUUUGCCAUUCAGGACAUCUCGGUGGAAGAGAUGACCGCCAAGGAAGGUCUGCUGCUGUGGUGCCAGCGCAAGACGGCCCCCUAUCGCAAUGUGAACGUGCAGAACUUCCACCUGAGCUGGAAGGACGGCCUCGCCUUCUGCGCCCUCAUCCACCGCCACCGACCGGAUCUGAUUGACUACUCCAAGCUGUCCAAGGACAAUCCGCUGCACAAUCUGAAUCUCGCCUUUGACAUUGCCGAGAAGCACCUGGGUAUUCCGCGCAUGUUGGACGCUGAAGAUAUGGUAAACGUGGCGAAGCCUGACGAGCGAGCCGUCAUGACCUACGUCUCCUGCUACUACCACGCUCUGCAGGGGGCUCACAAGGCGGAGACGGCGGCGAACCGCAUCUGCAAGGUGCUGCGCGUCAACCAGGACAACGAGCGGCUGAUGGAGGAGUACGAGCGUCUGGCCAGCGACCUGCUCGACUGGAUCCGCCGCACCACCCCCUGGCUGGAGAACAAGUCCACCGACAACAAGCUGUCGACGGCGCAGAAGAAGCUGGAGGAGUUCAGGGCCUACCGCCGGGUGCACAAGCCGCCGCGGGUGGAGCAGAAGGGCAAGCUGGAGACGAACUUCAACACGCUGCAGACGAAGCUGCGGCUGAGCAACCGGCCCGCCUACAUGCCCUCGGAGGGGAAGACCGUCCGGGACAUAAACGGCGCCUGGAAGGGCCUGGAGCUGGCGGAGAAGGGCUUCGAGGAGUGGCUCCUCUCGGAGAUGAUGCGCCUCGAGCGCCUGGACCACCUGGCGCAGAAGUUCAAGCACAAGGCGGACACGCACGAGGAGUGGACGCGCGGGAAGGAGGCCCUGCUGCAGUCGCAGGACUUUCGCAACUGCCGCCUCUACGAGGUGAAGGCGCUGAAGAAGAAGCACGAGGCCUUUGAGAGCGACCUGUCGGCGCAUCAGGACCGCGUCGAGCAGAUUGCCGCCAUCGCCCAGGAGCUGUACUCGCUCAACUACCACGACUCCGCCUCGGUGAAUGCCCGCUGCCAGCGCAUCUGCGACCAGUGGGACCGCUUU
Molecule: messenger RNA, 1353 nt
Organism: Rhagoletis zephyria (snowberry fruit fly)
Lineage: Eukaryota; Metazoa; Arthropoda; Insecta; Diptera; Tephritidae
Source: RefSeq, a predicted model, not a curated record